This is a messenger RNA of Sciurus carolinensis (gray squirrel), 3757 nucleotides long. It is a transcript of the gene Gyg2, whose product is annotated as glycogenin 2. Gene Ontology annotation, molecular function: glycosyltransferase activity. Gene Ontology annotation, cellular component: cytoplasm. The coding region runs from base 253 to 1647 and encodes 464 amino acids. The record is from RefSeq and is a predicted model, not a curated record. The transcript is spliced from 11 exons. Lineage: Eukaryota; Metazoa; Chordata; Mammalia; Rodentia; Sciuridae.
CCGUGGAGGUGGGCCGGGCGCGGCGGAGGCCAGGAAUGGAGGCCGCCAGGGGUUAGGGGAGCAUAGGGGAUGCAGGAGGGGAGGACGGCGAGGGGCGCGGCCUGGCCGGGAAUCGGCAGCGCGCAGGAGGCCUGGAACUCCGCGCCCGCCCUGAAGACCGCGCCCGGCUCUGCGGUGCGGGGCCCGGAGCGUUGACCCGCCGCGCCCAGGCGCACGCGGCCUCUGCAAGCCCGCGGCUGCGGCGCCUCCACCAUGUCGGUGACCGACCAGGCCUUUGUCACACUGGCCACCAAUGACAUCUACUGCCAAGGGGCCCUGGUGCUGGGACUGUCCUUGAGGAACCACGGGACCACGAGGAAGCUGGUGGUGUUGAUCACUCCACAGGUGUCCAGCCUGCUCAGGGAUGUCCUCUCUCGGGUGUUCGACGAGGUCGUCGAAGUCAAUCUGAUGGACAGUGAAGACUAUAUCCAUCUGGCCUUUCUGAAGAGACCAGAGCUGGGGGUCACCCUGACCAAGCUCCACUGCUGGACCCUCACUCAGUACAGCAAAUGUGUUUUCUUGGAUGCAGAUACUCUGGUGCUGUCCGGCAUCGACGAGCUGUUCCACAGGGAGGAGCUCUCGGCGGCCCCCGACCCGGGCUGGCCCGACUGCUUCAACAGCGGGGUCUUUGUCUUCAGGCCCUCUCUGGACACGCACCGCCGGCUGCUGCUGCACGCCACCGCGCACGGCAGCUUCGACGGGGCGGAUCAAGGCUUGCUGAACAGUUUCUUCAGGGACUGGUCCACGGCAGACAUCCACAAGCACUUACCUUUCGUCUAUAACCUGAGCAGCAACACGGCUUACACCUACAGCCCAGCCUUCAAACAAUUCGGCUCCAGGGCGAAGGUGGUGCACUUCCUGGGGCCCGCCAAGCCCUGGCACUACACCUACAACCCGCAGACCGGCUCCGUCGGGGAGCCGCGGCACCAAGUGUCCUUCCUCGACCUGUGGUGGAGGCUGUUCGAGGCCAGCGCACUGCCUCUGUACCAGUCCGCUGGCGCGCAGGAGCGGCAGGCGGCUCCGGGGCUCGGCGUUUGCUCGGGUGACCUCCAGGUGCCGUGUGCCAAUCCGGCCCCCAGUGCUGGAGAGCCGUGUGCAGAUUCAGUCGACCAUGCUGAGGCGCCGGGUGCAAAUUCAGCACCAGGAUCCGACCGCCUUUGGUCUGCUCCGGAGAACACCCCGGCGGUGGCUGAGGCCCCGCACGCCCCCGAAGGAUGCCGAGAUAUGGUAAGUGGCUCUGACAUCCAAACUCCAGCCGGGAUCCCAUCUGAGGCACGGCCACCGUCGUCCCUUCCUUCUCCAGACCUCACUGAGACCCAAAGCGCCCGGCAGCCAGCGAGUAAAGUCCAAAGCGGCCCAGCCGAGGAAUCUCUGGAAGCAACCCAGGAGCCCCCCGUAGAGCGCUGCAGACACCCCGGGCCUCAGGAAACUUGGGAAACCUUGGAGGUCGACCUGGCCGACUCGGUCUCCCAGAUGUCAAUCAAGGAGAAGCUGAGGGAGCCGAGCCCCGAGGAGCAGCGGAAGAAGUGGGAGGAAGGCCGCAUCGACUACCUGGGGACGGACGCCUUCGCGCGCAUCCAGGAGAAGCUGGACCGCUUUCUGCAGUGACCCCCCUUGCGCCCUUCCCUCCGCGAGGGUCUGGCGGGCGCUGCGCCCCGGGCCCUGCUCCACGGGCACCUCUGGCCCCUUCCCAGGGAAACCCUGUGCCUCUCUGCAUGAUGAGCCCCCUGCGGUGCCGCCCGGGAGUUAGGGAGACGUGCCCCGUCCAGCUCCAGGCCCCGCUGGCCGCCCCCGCAAGCUUCCGCUGCCUCUGCAGCUGUCCCGAGCGGCCAGUGCUUCCUUGAAGCUCGUCAGCCGAAGUGAACAAGCCUACGCCCCUAGUGGACCCCUGACCUGGGUCUCGCCGAAGGGGCUCCCCAGUGCUGCCGGGCCCAGGUGCUCCCCGUCCCUCUUCCUGGGGUGAACCUCAUGCACCGCGUGAUUAUGCGAGUCGGUGCGUCUUGAUUAUGUGACUGUCCUGAUAACCUGAGAACGCGUGUCCAGUACCUCUGCGCCCGCUGCAGCAGAAAGCCGGUCGCUGUAGGGCUUCCUGAAGGUUCCAACACCUGGAAAGACUCGCUUAGACCUGGCGAAACCACCCAUCUGAGAAAGACCGUGGCCCUUCCCCGGUCUCUGCUUUCCGUCCUGACUGGGCUUCAAGGUCCCGUGGACAGAAAGGCUCUGGGACCUGCCCGGGUAUCUGGACGGAGGAUGGGAGAGGCUCGAAUCGGAUGUAUCUGCUGCCUCGGAGGAAUCAGGGGUCUCCCUCCGAUGCUAGCCGCUUGGUCUGCCCCUGAGGGAUGCAGAUGCUGGAUGCUGUCCGCUCAGGGUGUGGUCAGCCACCCGCUGCGACCGUCCCCGCUCCGUCCUGCAUUCCUACCUCAGCACUAAGUACCUUACAGGUCACUGUGCUAUUCGAAGCCAUCUCAACUGCGGGGUUCCCUCGGGAGCCCCCUCAGUAUUAGCAGGCUGGACACUUGCUUCCAACUCCAAACCUCAAUUGCAGACCUGUCCUUAUUCCUGACACCAUAUGCAAUCGGCUCCCUGUAUCGCUGGGUGGCCGUGAGAGGGGAUUGGGUUAUGGGGGAUUCCUCUCCACCGCAGAUGGGCGUGGGGUCUCCUGGACAUUGGGUGGGUCCUGGUCUCAUGCACGUUCUGUGGGAAAUGCAGAGGGUGUGUUGGGUGCAAUGGAGUUUUGAUUUACGGUCUGUCUGGUCCCUCUGGCUCAAAGCAGGUGGACGCUUUAGGAAGAGCAAGCCGGGGGAGCUCAUGGUGGCACCUGCUGGUGGUGGUUGUGGGAGGAUUGUCCCCGGGGGCGUCCUGGUGGCUCAGGAGCCGCCAUCUUGGUUGAUGCUGUUCCCAUGACGAUUCAGGAUUCCCUUGAGCGGCCAUCGGGAUGUAGCCUCGGGACGGCUGGCCUGGGUGGUGGUCCACGGUCACGGUGGACCCGUGAUUCUAUCCUGGCAAAAGAGGGUUGGUGCUUCCUGCGAUGGCGUCAGGCUAUGACAAAUGGAAGCCUCAGUCUAGCCAACCAGAUGGGGUGUUUCAGAAAAUUCACAUUCGGGACUGAAUGUGCCCCUCUGGAAAUGGGGACCUAUCUGCGGGCGGCUUGGCUUGCGGGUUGAGCGGGACCUGGAAUCCCACCAGGCGUGUGGGUGUGUGCACCACCCCGUUUGGAAAAGGGCCGAUGUCUUUGAAUUAAAGUUUUGCAAUGCUACGUGUCAUCCUCCCGAGUGUCUGCAAGGGGUGCUGGGAAAUCGGAAUCCUGUUGCAGAGGGAGGGGACGCAGCUGCCUAGUUCCUGGGAUGGAUUUGAAGUGUCAGGUGGAUUUUUCAGAAUUACUGUUGACAGUAAAAUGCAAAGAAGUCUUUCCUUACAAUCCUCUGAAAUCACUGAAGGUUUUGUUGGAGGAGCUUUUGGCGUGGGGAGCUCUGUCUCCUUAGUUCAUUGCACGGUUACCGAGUUACCUCUAGAUGCCAGGCAUUGUGAUUGGCAGUUCAUCAGUGCAUGAGAACCUUGACGAUCCUUCGAAGAAUUCCACGACGUCGGCAUGAGGGAUCUAAAAUAGGGCCGCGGUGUGGCUCGGUGGUACGUGAGCUUUGCCUACCAUCCGUGAGUCCCUGGGUUUGAUCCCCAGCACCGCAAAGGAAAAAAAAAAAAAGGUAUAAAAGAAUGUUAU